AUGAUCGCCCACGCAAUAAUAUGGACCACUAUAUACUUCUUAUUGAUAAAAUGCCCCAACAACAUAGGUACAGUCAUCUCAAGGCUGUGCGUUACCGUACCCUGCGCUCUCUACUUACUUCUAAUACUUGGCAUGUCAGUUAGUGGAUUCCAUUUUAGCGGGAAAACCAAUAUGGAAAAGGAAAUCACUCAACAAAAACGUGAUGAUGAUCCGUUUGAUUAUUGGGCUGACAUCAGGGGUUUCUAUCGCACUUCAAUACUUACUGUUGACUAUUCUGGUGCUUUUUCUGGAAUUUUAUUGUUUGCUACGAGCAGACUUCGUCCAGGAGCAAAAUCACUAAAUGCUCUUAUGCUAGUGCCUUUGAUGAUG
Molecule: messenger RNA, 369 nt
Organism: Cylicostephanus goldi
Lineage: Eukaryota; Metazoa; Nematoda; Chromadorea; Rhabditida; Strongylidae
Source: the annotation of a GenBank genome assembly